Molecule: messenger RNA, 774 nt
Organism: Ochotona curzoniae (black-lipped pika)
Lineage: Eukaryota; Metazoa; Chordata; Mammalia; Lagomorpha; Ochotonidae
Gene: GSC
Product: goosecoid homeobox
Exons: 3
Coding region: 1-774 (257 amino acids)
Biological process (GO): regulation of transcription by RNA polymerase II
Cellular component (GO): nucleus
Molecular function (GO): DNA-binding transcription factor activity, RNA polymerase II-specific; RNA polymerase II cis-regulatory region sequence-specific DNA binding
Source: RefSeq, a predicted model, not a curated record
AUGCCCGCCAGCAUGUUCAGCAUCGACAACAUCUUGGCCGCCCGGCCGCGCUGCAAGGACUCGGUGCUGCCGGUGGCGCCGAGCUCCGCGGCUCCGGUCGUCUUCCCGGCCCUGCACGGGGACUCGCUCUACGGCGCCGGCGGCGGCGGCACCUCCUCGGACUACGGCGCCUUCUACCCGCGGCCCGUGGCCCCCGGCGGCGCGGGCCUCCCGACCCCGGUCGGUGGCUCCCGCCUCGGUUACAACAACUACUUCUACGGGCAGCUACACGUGCAGGCGGCGCCGGUGGGCCCGGCCUGCUGCGGGGCCGUGGCGCCCCUGGGCGCUCAGCAGUGCUCCUGCGUGCCGACGCCCCCAGGCUACGAGGGCCCGGGUUCGGUGCUGGUGUCGCCCGUGCCCCACCAGAUGCUGCCCUACAUGAACGUGGGCACGCUGUCGCGCACCGAGCUACAGCUGCUCAACCAGCUGCACUGCCGGCGGAAGCGGCGGCACCGCACCAUCUUCACCGACGAGCAACUAGAAGCGCUUGAGAACCUCUUCCAGGAGACUAAGUACCCGGACGUGGGCACGCGCGAGCAGCUGGCCCGCAAAGUGCACCUCCGCGAGGAGAAAGUGGAGGUCUGGUUUAAGAACCGCCGCGCCAAAUGGAGGCGACAGAAGCGGUCGUCUUCGGAGGAGUCGGAGAACGCAGAGAAGUGGAACAAGGCGUCAUCGAAAGCGUCGCCCGAGAAGAGGGAGGAGGAAGGUAAAAGCGAUGUGGACUCGGACAGCUGA